Molecule: messenger RNA, 2635 nt
Organism: Rhineura floridana
Lineage: Eukaryota; Metazoa; Chordata; Lepidosauria; Squamata; Rhineuridae
Product: immunoglobulin superfamily member 1-like
Exons: 7
Coding region: 80-1432 (450 amino acids)
Source: RefSeq, a predicted model, not a curated record
GGCCCCCAAUGCAGAUCUUUGUUCAGGAGACAGCAGAGCUAGGAGCAAAUAGGACUCUGCUGGCUGCAGAACUCCCACCAUGAAGUUUUCUUCCAGCAUCUUCUUUCUUGGGUGUUGGCUGACCAGGCAGUGGCAAACGUCUAGAGGACAGCUUUAUCCAAAGCCUUCCAUCUUAGUGAUACCCAGUCCUCAGGUCAUCCUAGGGACAAAUUUCCAGAUCCGCUGUAGUAAUGAACAUUACCAAAAAGCAACCUUCUAUCUCUCCAAGGAAGGGACUUCAGGAAAUUUGCUUUCUAAGGCUGCUUUAUUGUAUAGUGCUGUAUUUUUCAUUUCUAACGCCAAGCUAACAGAUGGAGGAGUCUACCAGUGUGCAUAUUGCUUCGAUCUAAACCAUGAUAAAAAUUGCUCAAGUUCCAGUGACAGAGUUACCAUCAACAUAGCAGAACAAAUUUAUCCCAAGCCUUCCAUCUCAAUGAGCCCAGGUGAGGUGGUCACCCUGGGGGGAAAUGCCACCAUCCACUGUAAUAGUGAUGAAUACCGAAAAGCACAAUUCACUGUACGCAAAGAAGGGUCUUUUGGUAUCCAGAAGACAGAAUCAGGCGGUAUUUUAUUUCCUAUUAUCAAUGCUAAACUAUCAGAUGCAGGCAGCUACCGUUGUAUCUAUUGCUUCAAAUCAGACUCGGACUUCCAUCAACUAUGCUCAGCCUUCAGUGACAGAGUGUCCAUCAACAUGACAGAUCCUGGGCUCUCUAGACUCUAUAUCAAAGUGAGACCAACAGAGCAGAUUUCUCUGGGGUCAAAUAUCAGCAUUGAGUGUCAGGGCGAAAAGAAUCGUCUGACCUUUUCCUUGCACAAAUCAAGCAGUCUGAUAGCAUCACAGAUGACACAACGAAGCAGCAACACAACUGAGUUCUUUUUCUCCCAAGUGAGCUUGCAGGAUGGAGGGAACUACACCUGCCAAUACUACAGAAUAAAUCCCUAUGUGUGGUCAGAGCCAAGUGACCCCAUGAAGCUGGUUGUGAUAGAUCCCCGUUUCUCUAAACCCUCCAUCAAAGUGAGAAUCGUACAGCAUUUUGACCUGACGUUUACUGUCACCAUCGAAUGCCAUGGGCUGAGCAAUGGUCUGAUCUUCGCUUUGCACAAAUCAAAAUAUCCCAGAGCACCCCAAUGGAAAGAGCCAGAUGGAAACAUGGCUGAGUUCUCUGUGGAGAGGUUGGGGGAUGCAGGGAGCUAUACGUGUCAGUAUCACCACAGAAGAAAUCCCUUUGUGUGGUCAGAGCCAAGUGAUCCUGUGGAGGUGGUUGUGUCAGAUACCUCAUCUGUGGAGGCCAACAUCUGCCUGGGAUUAACCGGCCUUGUGUUACUUGCUCUGGUGCUGAUUGUGGCUGAGCCUGUGUACAGUUUAAGGGCACCUUUAAAUAGUCCUGACUGACCUUUCAGGAGGAAACAUUAAGAAAUGUAUUCAAAUGUCCACCAGAGAGUCUGUUGUUGGUAUGAUAAAGGAGUUUACGCCUCCGGCUAGAACUUGGCUCAAAUCCCCAUUUAGUUAUGAAGCUCAUUGGGUGACACUGGAUGAUGCUUUUUCUCAGCCUAGCCUACCCCACUGGCUUGCUGUGAGGAUAAAAUAGGGGAGGGAACCAUUAUGCUUUCCUUAAUGUCUCAAGAAACUAAUUAAUUAGUUAGUGAAUGACAUUUCUGAAGAUCUCGGUUUAAGAAAGGAAACAGUUGUUUUUUUAAAUAUUUGCUAUAUUUUGAAAAAGAGAAGCAUCUAUGAAUUUUGCUUAAAAAACAACAGGGGCUAGCAAAUAUAUAAAUAACUAGCAGACAGUACCGGGCAUUGCUCAGGAAAUUCUAACAAACAAAAAUCAGUGCAGUUUUUAAAGGCUCAGUCCACCUUCAUAACUGAAAAUGGCAUGCAAAAAUGUCUUCUUCAGUCUCAGGACCACCAUGCAAAAGUUUGUUACUACCUUGAUUCAGACAAAUCCAAACUGAGCAGUCCCACCUCCACUCACAGAAGCAAUCCAAAAUACAAGACCUGGUUACAAUCCACAGUCAUGACUCGGGCAACACAAGAGGCAAGGCCCGGAAUAAGUCCAAGGUCAAUAUGCAGGGGAAAGCUAGUCACCCACUAGGUUACACAGCAGGCCAGGGAGCAGGUGCAAGGAGACUAUUCUAGCACUCUCAACAGGAACUGGAGGCUUUUAGCCAGGAGCCUUCAGAACCCCACCAGAGCACAGCUGAGGGCCAUCUGGAUUGCCUGAGGAGCUUCCUCUACGUUUGAGGAGUAGCUUCCUCAAGCACCCUUGCUCUUAUGAUUGCUCAUAUCAUAAUCUUUAUGAUAUGAAGAGGAGCAACAAGGUCUUGAACAGCUUCUCACUACUUGUCCCAGCACUGGAUUCUGCCUUAUACAGUCCAUCUACAUCAGAUUUGUCUUCACUGAUUGAGAAUGCCUCGCCAGGUUUCGGACAGGGGAUGUUUCCAUCCGUAUCUGGAGAUUAGAGAUGGAAUGAUGUGUCAAUUACCCUUCUAUCAGUUUCUCAUUUUUCCAAUCUGAAAUUCAGGUCUCUGCAUUUUUGACGCAAUUGGCGGACUUCAACAUGUUAGUCCAAAUUUCUCCUACUGAGCACAUUUUUGU